Physcomitrium patens is the source of this 3016-nucleotide messenger RNA. RefSeq lists its product as uncharacterized. Gene Ontology annotation, molecular function: ATP binding; protein binding; protein kinase activity. The record is from RefSeq and is a predicted model, not a curated record. Gene Ontology annotation, biological process: defense response; protein phosphorylation. Lineage: Eukaryota; Viridiplantae; Streptophyta; Bryopsida; Funariales; Funariaceae.
UGCAAGCAAAGUGAAGGCAUUGUGUCUUAUUGGAAUGGGUGGAAUAGGCAAGACCACAAUAGCAAAGACAACAUUGACAAAUGUGAAGCACAUGUAUGAUGCUUCAUGCUUUGUUGAGUGUGAUGAAAGUGGUAAUGAUUGUUACAAAAGCUCUUGCCACAUCUUAGAACAAUUGAAAGUUAAAGAAAAACCGAAGGAUUUGAAAGAAGCACAAGAAAUGCUGAAGUUGGUUUUGACCAAAAAGAGAGUCAUCAUAGUCUUUGACAAUGUCACAAACCAAAGUCAAAUUGAAGCUGUUGUGCCUAUAGAUGAUAUAUUUGCUAUGAGUGGCAACACAUUGAUUGUGACAACUCGAGAUUGGAAAGUUAUAGAAUAUAGUGAUAUUAAACUUUGUAAAGUAAAUAUUGAAGAACUUGAUGAAGAAACAAGUUUGAGGUUGUUUAUCACUCAUUCUUGUGGGCAUGAAGGCAAAUUGUCUAGUGAACUUGUUGAAGUUGGCAAAAAGAUUGUGAAAGCAUGUAAUGGCCUACCAUUGAGUUUGAAGGUUAUGGGUGCAUAUUUAAGAGAUAAAAAGAGGUUGAGGUGUUGGGAGCGAUCUUUUCAAAGAUUGAAGAGGGGAAGACAAUUAGAUGGAGAUGAAAAGAAUAGUGACCAUAAGAUUUGGGAUAUAUUGAGAGUAAGCUUUGAUAACUUGAGAGUUGAAGAGAAGAGAAUGUUUUUGGAUAUAUGUUGUUUUUUUAACAAUGAUGUGUUUCCACAAGGCAUUUUGAAAGAAAGAGCAUUGCGAAUAUGGUCCAACAUAGAAGAAAAGAGAAUGGAAGAUGUGGAAUAUACAUUAAUUACAUUAGUUAACCAAUCAUUGAUAAAGAUCUAUAAUCAUGGAGUUAUUGGAGUGCAUGAUCAACUACGAGACAUGGGUAGAAAGAUUGUUGAAACAGAAACAGAGUAUAAGAAUACCCGAAUAUGGAACACAAAUGAUGCGACAUUGGAUGGAAUUAGUGAAAAGUUGAAGGGAUUGUGUUGCAACAAUAUAAACAACAAGAAGUUAAGUAAAAUAAGAAGUACAUGCUUUUCAUCACUUCGAUUGUUAAUCUAUACUAAUGGUGAUUUUACAUUAAGAAAUAAUUUGAGAAGAUUCUUGAAGUUGACAAGACAUUUAGUCAAUUUAAAAUGUUUUCUUGUAUUUUGUCCAAGAUUAAUUUCAUUGCCUAAGGAAUUGGGCAAUCUCAUGUCUUUGACCACCUUAAAUAUGAAUGACUGCACAAGCUUGACAUCAUUACCAAAGGAAUUGGGCAACCUCAUGUCCUUGACUACAUUGGAUAUGUAUAGAUGUUCAAGCUUAACAUCAUUACCAAAGGAAUUAGGCAACCUCAUGUCCUUGACUACAUUGGAUAUGUAUAGAUGUUCAAGCUUAACAUCAUUGCCAAAGGAAUUGGGAAACCUCACAUCUUUGACUACCUUAAAUAUGGAUCUAUGCUAUAGCUUGACAUCAUUGCCAUCUGAAUUGGGCAACCUUAAAAAUUUGACUACAUUAAAUAUGGAAUAUUGCGAAAGCUUGACAUCCUUGCCAAAAGAAUUUAGCAACCUCACAUCUUUGAUUACCUUUAAUAUAAGAUAUUCUUAUAAUUUGACAUCAUUGCCAAAGGAAUUAGGCAACCUCACAUCUUUGACUUCCUUAAAUAUGGAAGGGUGUUAUGAGUUGACAUCAUUGCCAAAUGAAUUGGGCAACCUCACAUCUUUGACUACAUUAAAUAUGAAAGGGUGCGAAAAAUUGACAUCAUUACCAAAUGAAUUGGGUAACCUCACAUCUUUGACUACCUUAAAUAUGAAUGGAUGCUUAAGCUUGACAUCAUUGCCAAAUGAAUUGGGCAACCUCACAUCUUUGACUACAUUAAAUAUGAAAGGGUGCAAAAAAUUGACAUCAUUACCAAAUGAAUUGGGUAAGCUCACAUCUUUGACUACCUUAAAUAUGAAUGGAUGCUUAAGCUUGACAUCAUUGCCAAAUGAAUUGGGCAACCUCACAUCUUUGACCACGUUAAAUAUAAGAGAGUGCAAAAAAUUGACAUCAUUACCAAAUGAAUUGGGCAAUCUCACAUCUUUGACUAUCUUUGAUGUAUCAAAUUGUAAUAGCUUGACAUCAUUGCCAAAUAAAUUGGGCAACCUCAAAUCUUUGACUACCUUAAAUAUAAAAAGGUGUUCAACCUUGACAUCAUUGCCAAAUAAAUUGGGCAAUCUCACAUCUUUGACUACCUUAAAUAUGAAAAGAUGCAAAAGAUUGUCAUCAUUGCAGAAAGAAUUUGGCAACAUAACAUCUUUAAUUACCUUAAAUAUGGCAUAUUGCAAAAACUUCUCAUCAUUGCCAAAUGAAUUGGGCAACCUCACAUCUUUGACUUGGUUAAAUAUGGAGUGGUCCAAAAGCUUGACAUCAUUGCCAAAAGAAUUGAGUAAUCUCAUAUUUUUGACUACCUUCAAAAUAAAUGGAUGCAUAAGCUUGACAUCAUUGCCAAAUGAAUUGGGAAACCUCACAUCUUUGACUACCUUAAAUAUGAAUUGUUGUGAAAGCUUGACAUCAUUACCAAAAGAAUUGGGAAACCUCACAUCUUUGACCACCUUAGAUCUGAGUCAGUGCUCAAGCUUGACAUCAUUACCAAAUGAAUUGGGCAACCUCUCAUCUUUGACUACCUUAGAUAUGGGGUGGUGCUCAAGCCUGACAUCAUUGCCAAAGGAAUUGGGCAACCUCAUAUCUUUGACUACCUUAAACAUAAGUGGAUGUGGUAGCUUGACAUCAUUGCCAAAGGAAUUGGGCAACCUCAUAUCUUUGACUACCUUAAACAUAAGUGGAUGUGAUGUAAGACCAGCAAAGUUAGAAAAUUCUAUUCUGUGCUUCAAUGCUUUGCCACAACAGUCCAACCAUUCAAUUGAUAAUUGGCAGCAGGUAAUACCCAGCGAAGAUGAGUUACCAACAAAGAAGGAAAAUGCAACUGAAGUGUACAAAUUUGUUGCGCCCAUCUUUUAG